Molecule: messenger RNA, 3454 nt
Organism: Elgaria multicarinata webbii
Lineage: Eukaryota; Metazoa; Chordata; Lepidosauria; Squamata; Anguidae
Gene: RNF20
Product: ring finger protein 20
Exons: 20
Coding region: 95-3016 (973 amino acids)
Cellular component (GO): nucleus; HULC complex
Molecular function (GO): metal ion binding; ubiquitin protein ligase activity
Source: RefSeq, a predicted model, not a curated record
AGGACUGUUUCCUGCUCGAAGUGUUGGAGGCCGGAGGCUUGGUUGGGUCGCUGGGAAAACCUGGAGAGGCGAAGGUCUCCAGCCAGUAACCACCAUGUCUGGAAUUGGGAACAAGCGAGUGGCGACGGAGUCUGGUCCCUCAGGGCCUCCAGAGAAGAAGGCCGGUGUUGAGGAUUCGGGGACUACCGUGGAAACCAUUAAGCUUGGUGGUGUCUCCUCAACGGAAGAACUGGACAUUCGCACCCUUCAGACCAAGAAUCGAAAGCUGGCAGAGAUGCUGGACCAGCGGCAGGCCAUCGAGGAUGAGCUACGAGAGCACAUCGAGAAGCUGGAAAGGCGGCAGGCCACAGACGACGCUUCGCUGCUGAUUGUCAAUCGCUACUGGAGUCAGUUUGAUGAGAACAUCCGCAUCAUUUUGAAACGCUACGACUUGGACCAAGGCCUCGGAGACCUCCUGUCAGAGCGGAAAGCCCUGGUGGUGCCGGAACCCGAACCGGAUUCGGACAGCAACCAGGAGCGCAAAGAUGAGAGGGAGCGAGGGGAGAUACUUGAGCCUGCGUUCUCCUUUCUGGCAACCUUGGCCAGCAGCACCAGUGAGGAGAUGGAAUCUCAGCUGCAGGAACGUGUGGAGUCUUCCCGACGUGCAGUCACGCAGAUUGUGACCAUGUACGAUAAGCUGCAGGAGAGAGUGGAUGUGCUCUCGCAGAAGCUGAACAGCGGAGAUGCGUGCCUGAUGGAGGAGGCUGUCCAAGAAUUGAAUUCCUGCCUGGUAAAUGAGAACAGGCGGCUGCAGGAACUGGCCGAUUUGCUUCAAGAAAAGCACCAUUCCAUGUCUCAAGAGUUUUCCAAAUUGCAAGGGAAAGUGGAGGCGGCAGAGUCUCGCGUGUCCGUCCUGGAGACCAUGAUUGACGACUUGCAGUGGGACAUUGACAAGAUCCGCAAGCGGGAGCAACGGCUCAACAGGCACCUGGCGGACGUCCUGGAACGAGUGAAUUCAAAAGGCUACAAGGUGUAUGGAGCAGGGAGCAGUCUGUACGGGGGUACGAUCACAAUCAACUCUCGGAAGUUUGAAGAGAUGAACGCGGAACUUGAGGAAAACAAGGAGCUUGCCCAGAACCGCUUGAGCGAACUGGAGAAGUUGCGUCAGGAUCUCGAGGAGGUGACAACUCAGAAUGACAAGUUAAAGGUGGACCUGAGGCGGGCAGUGGAAGAGGUGGUGAAGGAAACCCCAGAAUACCGCUGCAUGCAGUCCCAGUUCUCCGUCUUGUAUAACGAGAGCCUCCAACUCAAGUCGCAACUGGACGAGGCCCGCACUCUGCUUCACGGCACCCGAAGUACCCACCAGCGCCAGGUGGAACUCAUCGAGCGGGACGAAGUCAGCCUGCACAAGAAAUUGCGCACGGAGGUUAUUCAGCUGGAGGACACCCUCGCUCAGGUCCGCAAGGAGUACGAGAUGCUGCGGAUUGAGUUUGAACAGACCCUGGCGGCCAAUGAGCAAGCAGGCCCCAUCAAUCGGGAGAUGCGCCACCUCAUCAGCAGCCUCCAGAACCACAACCACUUGCUGAAAGGGGAAGUGUUGAGAUACAAACGGAAGCUGCGGGAGGCUCAGUCUGACUUGAGCAAGACCCGAUCCCGCAGUGGUAGCGCCCUCCUGCACUCCCAGUCCAGUACCGAGGACGCCAAGGAGGAGCCGCCGGAGAUCAAGCAGGAGCCUGAUGAUCCUCAGGCCGCAACUUCCAAGGGCCCUGCUGAGGAUGCCCCUGAAACCAAGGCGAAACGGGAUGAAGAGGAACGGGAGAGGCGGGAGAAGGAGAAAGAGAAGGAGCGCGAGCGAGAGAAAGAGAAAGAGAAAGAAAGGGAGCGGGAGAAGCAGAAGCAGAAGGAGUCGGAGAAGGAGAAGGAGUCCACCAAAGAGAAGGACAAAGGGAAGCACGAGGAUGGGAGGAAAAAGGAAGCAGAGCUGGUCAAGCAAUUGAAAGCUGAUCUGAAGAAGGCCCAAGAAAGCCAGAAAGAGAUGAAGCUGUUGUUAGAUAUGUAUCGUUCCGCCCCAAAGGAGCAGAGAGACAAAGUUCAGCUGAUGGCUGCGGAGAAAAAGGCCAAAGCUGAGCUGGAGGAGCUGAGGCAAAGAGUGAAGGAACUGGAGGACAAGGAGAAAAAAGAGAGCAAAAAGAUGGCCGACGAGGAUGCGCUCAGGAAGAUCCGGGCGGUGGAGGAACAGAUAGAAUACUUGCAGAAGAAACUAGCCAUGGCUAAGCAGGAGGAAGAGGCGCUGCUCUCCGAGAUGGACGUGACUGGCCAAGCCUUUGAGGACAUGCAGGAGCAGAACAUCCGCCUGAUGCAGCAGCUGAGGGAGAAGGACGAUGCCAACUUCAAGCUCAUGUCGGAACGCAUCAAGUCCAACCAGAUUCACAAGCUGCUAAAGGAAGAGAAGGAGGAGCUGGCGGACCAGGUUCUUACCCUGAAGACACAGGUGGAUGCCCAGUUACAGGUCGUGCGUAAGCUAGAGGAGAAAGAGCAUCUCCUGCAGAGCAACAUUGGCACUGGAGAAAAGGAGCUGGGGCUUCGGACCCAGGCCCUGGAGAUGAACAAGCGUAAGGCUAUGGAAGCAGCUCAGCUUGCCGAGGACCUUCGGGCGCAGUUGGAGCUGGCCCAGAAGAAGCUGCAUGACUUCCAGGACGAGAUUGUGGAGAACAGCGUGACCAAGGAGAAGGACAUGUUCAACUUCAAGCGAGCCCAGGAAGACAUCUCGAGGUUACGAAGGAAACUGGAGACCACCAAGAAGCCUGACAUGGUGCCCAACUGUGAUGAGAUCCUGAUGGAGGAGAUCAAAGAUUACAAGGCCCGCCUGACCUGCCCCUGCUGCAACAUGCGCAAGAAGGACGCCGUGCUCACCAAGUGCUUCCACGUCUUCUGCUUCGAGUGCGUGAAGACGCGCUACGACACCCGGCAGCGCAAGUGUCCCAAGUGCAACGCCGCUUUCGGGGCCAAUGACUUCCACCGCAUCUACAUCGGCUGAGCCGGGCCGCGUCAGGCCGAAGGGACCGCUCUGCUGCCGACCCCCGUGCUUCUCCCUCGUUAGCAGGCUGGAUACUGCUUCUCCCUGUCAGCUCCUCCUCUGUUUUUUUUUAAAAGGCAAAUCUCCUUUGGAUAGAGAACUCAAUAGGUUUAUUUUAUUUUGUUCUCUUGCUUUUUUUCUUUAGGUCCGCCCCCCCCCUUUUUUUGGCUUUUUUUUAAGCACUGCCGUACUCCCCAAACCAGUCUCCGUUUCUUGCUUUUGGGAUGACCCACUGCGGCGAAAUGGGUCUCCGCUCAGUGGCUGACACGAACCGGCCUGUGACUAAACAAGGCAGCAGCUUUAAAACUGGGGAAUUGGCUUGGGGUAGUUUUGAAGAGGGUUCCUGUUCUUUUAUUUCUCCCCCCAUCUUUUUUUUCCCUAAUAAAAGAGAAAGCUCUU